AUGCGUCGACAACGUCCGCGCCUCAAGCUGCGAUACAUCGAGCUCGACAGCAAGUUCGCCACCAAUGCUGAUGCGCCAGUACCUAGCGUCAUCGUCAACUCCGCGCCCCAUUGUUCGGCGACACUCGCACCAUGCAACGCGAAGAUCCAUGAUUGUUACCGCCUCCUCGACAAGUACGACUACGGCGACGACAUUCGCUGCGGUCACUACUACUUCUUCCACUCCAUCGACUUCCGGCGUAUCCACUCACAGAAUUUGGGCCGCCGCGAGCAUUUGGAUCGACAAGUAUCCAUAUCAGGAUUUCUUCAAGCUGCCCUCGCCAAGUGCGACAAC
Molecule: messenger RNA, 333 nt
Organism: Mesorhabditis spiculigera
Lineage: Eukaryota; Metazoa; Nematoda; Chromadorea; Rhabditida; Rhabditidae
Source: the annotation of a GenBank genome assembly